UCUGAAAUCAAUGUUUUAGCAAAUGUGACAUAGUAUUUCUUACAAUCCGCACAUUGUGAUUUAUUUAUCAUUGAAUGAAUUAAAUACAUUUUUGUCUGUUCUCGGGGACUAUAAUUAUGACUUUUAUCCGAAGGUGCAUAUUCCCUUGCAACAAAUACAUACAGAAAUGUCAAAACAGUUUUAUCAUCAGGAAAUACAGCAAUAAGAGCGAGCAAUCGGAGCUUAUCCCAUCCGCGAGCGAGGCGGCGUGGCCGCGGCGCGUGGUGUCGGGCUUGCAGCCGACAGGCACGCUGCACAUCGGUAACUACUUCGGGGCAGUGCGCCGCUGCGUGCGGCUGCAGGACAGCGGUGACGAUCUAAUGCUUUUUAUAGCUGACCUGCACUCGCUCACCACACACCAGGAUCCAGAUUCGUUGCACGCGAACACACUGGAGUUAACUGCGACACUGCUGGCGAGUGGUGUGGAUCCUGAACGCAGUAUUAUGUUUGUGCAAUCAUCAGUGGCGCGUCACGCAGAGCUCUGCUGGCUUCUUGCGUGCCUUGCCACCAAUGCACGAUUAGCUCAUUUGCCACAAUACAAAGAGAAGUCUGCCAAAAUGAAAGAAGUCCCAAUUGGUUUGUUACUAUAUCCUGUCCUUCAGGCGGCAGACGUGCUGGUGUACCGCGGCACGCACGUGCCCGUGGGCAUCGACCAACUGCAGCACCUGCAAGUGGCGGCGCAGCUCGUGCGCACCUUCCACCAUCGCUACGGACGAGUUUUCCCCACGCCGCAAGCCAUUCUAUCAGGGGAUGGUAGCGAGCGGUUGAGAAGUCUACGAGAUCCUACCAAGAAAAUGUCCAAAUCGGACUCCGAUCCCAAGUCGCGGAUUCUGCUAAGCGACCCCGACUCUGUCAUCGAACUGAAAGUGAGAAAAGCCGUAACCGAUUUUACGCCUCAGGUGACGUUCGACCCGGAGUCGAGGCCGGGCGUGUCGAAUCUGGUGAUGUUACAUUGCCUUGCCGAAGAUAAGCUGCCCGAAGAGGCGGUGGAAGAAGCAGAGGGCUUGACAACAGCUCAAUAUAAGCGAGUCGUCGCCUCCGCGCUUUGCUCAGCCAUACGUCCCGUGCGAGAGCGAGCCGCACGCCUGCUGGAGCGGCCCGCAGUGCUGCGCGACGUGCUGCGGCUGGGCGCGGCGAGAGCGCGCGUGCGCGCCGACGAGGUGUACGAGGACGUGGCAACGCGCCUGGGCCUUUCGGCGACUGUUCUGGCGGACACGGCGCGCGCCGCAGCUCGACGCCGAUGAUUAGAGACGGAGGUGCUGUGUGACGUGGUGCUGCAACGGCGCCAGCGCAUGCUCUACGAGAGGCGCGGGAUGAGCGGCGUGGGCAGCGUGCGCGGAGG
Molecule: messenger RNA, 1381 nt
Organism: Manduca sexta (tobacco hornworm)
Lineage: Eukaryota; Metazoa; Arthropoda; Insecta; Lepidoptera; Sphingidae
Product: tryptophan--tRNA ligase, mitochondrial
Biological process (GO): mitochondrial tryptophanyl-tRNA aminoacylation
Cellular component (GO): mitochondrial matrix; mitochondrion
Molecular function (GO): ATP binding; tryptophan-tRNA ligase activity
Source: RefSeq, a predicted model, not a curated record